Messenger RNA from Pyrenophora tritici-repentis Pt-1C-BFP, 1035 nucleotides. Its product is annotated as Epimerase multi-domain protein. The record is from RefSeq and is a predicted model, not a curated record. NCBI's taxonomy places the organism in Eukaryota, Fungi, Ascomycota, Dothideomycetes, Pleosporales, Pleosporaceae.
AUGUCACCGAAUAUAUUUCUCACCGGGGCGACAGGCUACAUCGGCGGCGACACGCUGUUUGCACUCUACAAUAAGCACGCACACUAUGACAUUGCAGCACUUGUAAGAACAGAGGAGAAAGGCAAGGUUGUGAAAGAGGCAUUUCCCAAGGUCCGCAUUGUCCUUGGAGGUCUUGAAGAUGCCGAGAUCCUAGAAGAAGAAGCUGCAAAGGCAGAUGUGGUCAUACAUACCGCAGAUGCGUCAGACCACGAGGGCGCAGCAAAAGCCAUUGCCAAGGGUCUCGCAUCCGGCCAUUCCAAGGAGAAGCCAGGAUUUUGGCUGCAUACAGGCGGUACUGGUAUCUUGUGUUGGGAAACCAUGCGGGACGACAACCGUUUGGGUGAGUGGUCAGAGCGAGAGUACAACGACUGGACGGCUGUGCAAGACUUGACUGGCCUACCCAAAGAUGCUUUUCACAAGAAUGUCGACGACUUGGUGCUUUUAGCUGGCUCUGAAUCGGUUAAGACCGCAAUUUUAUGUCCGCCAACCAUAUACGGACGCGGCCGAGGACCAUUGAACACUAGAAGCAGACAGGCCUACGAGCUUGCGCACCUGAUUCUCACUGGCCAAUACAUCCCCAUCAUUGGUCAAGGUAAAGCGAGAUGGAACAGUGUCCACGUCUCGGAUCUCGCGCAGCUUUUCGUUCUUUUGACCGAAGCCGCCGUCUCUAACAACACCGAUGCAAGAUUGUGGAACGAGCAGGGCUAUUACUUGGUUGAGAAUGGUGAGCAUCUUUGGGCUGAUCUUGCGCGUCUCAUGGGCAAGAAAGCGACCGAGCUAGGGCUCGUCGAGAAAAAGGAAUUGGAGGAACGCGAGCUCGGCAAGGAGAAGGCAAUCGAACAAGCUGGUUUCGAAGCAGUCAGUUGGGGCUUCAACAGUCGUGGCAAGGCAGAGCGCGCGAAGAAGCUCGUGGGCUGGCAACCGCAGGGGGUGAGCAUCGAGGACACGGUCGAAGAAAUCCUCAAGGAUGAAAAGAGUCGCUUGGAGAAGAAGUAG